Gopherus evgoodei (Goodes thornscrub tortoise) is the source of this 1060-nucleotide messenger RNA. RefSeq names its product pre-mRNA-splicing factor ISY1 homolog. Gene Ontology annotation, cellular component: post-mRNA release spliceosomal complex; catalytic step 2 spliceosome; post-spliceosomal complex. NCBI's taxonomy places the organism in Eukaryota, Metazoa, Chordata, Testudines, Testudinidae. Gene Ontology annotation, biological process: generation of catalytic spliceosome for second transesterification step; mRNA 3'-splice site recognition. Bases 158 to 1060 code for a protein of 300 amino acids. The record is from RefSeq and is a predicted model, not a curated record. The transcript is spliced from 12 exons.
UCCUGCUUCUGCCGCCUCCUCAAUCUUCUUCCAGGGCAUUGGCGGCUUGCGCUGACCUCUGAUCUGCCCCGCCGAGGCGUCACUUCCUAUUGUCUCCGCGUGGGAAGCGGCCGGAGAAGAAGGUGCCACUUGCGGGCCCCGUGAGGCAGCGGAGAUCAUGGCUCGAAAUGCAGAAAAGGCUAUGACAGCCUUGGCGAGAUUUCGCCAAGCUCAGCUUGAGGAAGGAAAAGUUAAGGAAAGAAGACCUUUUCUUGCAUCAGAAUGUAAUGAGUUGCCUAAAGCUGAGAAAUGGAGACGUCAGAUUAUUGGAGAAAUUUCCAAGAAAGUGGCACAGAUUCAGAAUGGUGGGUUAGGUGAAUUCAGAAUUCGAGACUUGAAUGAUGAAAUUAACAAACUCCUAAGAGAGAAGGGGCACUGGGAGGUCCGGAUAAAGGAGCUGGGAGGUCCUGAUUAUGCAAGAGUUGGUCCUAAAAUGCUAGAUCAUGAAGGAAAGGAAGUUCCAGGAAACAGGGGUUACAAAUAUUUUGGAGCUGCUAAAGAUUUACCGGGUGUCAGAGAGCUCUUUGAAAAGGAACCCCUCCCUCCUCCAAGGAAGACUCGAGCUGAGCUUAUGAAGGCUAUUGACGCAGAGUAUUACGGCUACAGGGAUGAAGAUGAUGGUGUCUUGGAGCCAUUGGAACAGGAACAUGAAAAGAAAGUCAUAGCAGAAGCAGUGGAAAAAUGGAAAGUAGAGAGAGAGGCACGAGUUGCGGGAGGUGACAAGGAGGAGGAAGAGGAGGAAAUAAACAUCUAUGCUCGCCAAAGAAAAGAAAGUGAAGAAGGGCAGCAGAAAUUUAUUGCCCAUGUUCCAGUGCCAUCACAACAAGAGAUUGAGGAAGCUCUUGUGCGGAGGAAGAAGAUGGAGCUUCUCCAGAAGUAUGCCAGUGAAACUCUCAUGGCACAAAGUGAAGACGAAAAGGCUCCUAGGAUUCUAGAUUUCACAGUGGCCUUUACAGUCUGCUUGACGCCAGCAAAUGUAACUAGAUAUCAAGCCCCUGAGAGCCAGGAAUUGCAGCCAUGA